Messenger RNA from Diabrotica virgifera virgifera (western corn rootworm), 954 nucleotides. RefSeq names its product josephin-like protein (gene Josd). The coding region runs from base 142 to 750 and encodes 202 amino acids. Gene Ontology annotation, biological process: protein deubiquitination. NCBI's taxonomy places the organism in Eukaryota, Metazoa, Arthropoda, Insecta, Coleoptera, Chrysomelidae. Gene Ontology annotation, molecular function: cysteine-type deubiquitinase activity. The record is from RefSeq and is a predicted model, not a curated record. The transcript is spliced from 3 exons.
CAAUUUCGCAGGUGACAGUGACCUACAUUAAAAAUUAAAAUAAAAAAUAAAAAUAGAGUAUCUCAAAGUAAAGAUUAAUAAAAAGCAAGAAUACUUUAUAACUCGUCUUUAAAUUUAUAAUUAUUACUGUAUUAAAAUAAUAUGACUGAAACGACGAGUAUCUAUCAUGAAAAACAAAUAAGGGAACUAUGUGCCCUACAUGCUUUAAAUAAUUUAUUUCAAGCCAAAGGUACAUUUUCCAAAGCUGAAUUAGAUUUAAUAUGUACUUCUCUAUCACCAAAUCAUUGGAUAAAUCCGCACAAAUCUAUGCUGGGACUUGGAAAUUAUGAUAUUAAUGUGAUUAUGAAGGCUUUACAAGAUAGAGGCUAUGAAGUAAUCUGGUUUGAUAAAAGGAGGGACCCCUCUUGUUUAGUUCUAGGUAACAUAUUUGGUUUUAUUUUAAAUAUACCAAGCGAAUACAAAUUAGGCUUUAUUACGUUACCUGUCUGGAGGCGGCAUUGGAUAACUAUAAAACAAAUAAAUAGUGGUUAUUAUAAUUUGGAUUCAAAACUGGAUGUGCCACAGUUAAUUGGAGGGGACCAGGAGGUGAUAAAUUAUUUAAGAGAUGAGGUAGAAUCCAAAGACAAGGAGUUAUUCUUAGUAGUCACAAACGAAGUUUCGAAGGACCAAAGUUGGAUAGAAGAUACGGAAAUUCGACAAUUAGCUAACGGUCGUGAUGCGGACAUUGUUCAGUUGAGUGACGUUCACUGAAAACUGCCCUUUUAAACAUAUUUGUAUUAUUGGUGAUAAAAUAUUUUUUCUAUAAACUGUUGAUAUAUUUUAAUAAGUUAUUAACUUGUUUGUGAAGGAACAUCAUUCCUUUUAUGUUUGUAAAUUUAUAGUUUUACAAUUUACAAAUGUUGCAUUUGGUGAUAAUAUUUAUUCUGUUUGAAUUAUUAAAUUUGUUCAAAGUUU